GUAUUGGACUACCAUAUUUGUUUGCACGCCGGUAGAAGGUAGAAGGAAAGGAAGCGAAGAAACAAAUAAAGAUGCAACGGAGGCACACGGCUCCAACGGCGGUUCUCCCCCCGGCAGGCCCGUCGCUGCCACACGGCCAGAAAGGGCUGACCGGUCAGCCGCGAAAGCACAGUGAAGCGCGGGCUCGUGCGUUGAGCCUGCCGAAAAGCUCCAUACGAUACGGACUCACCUCCCCCACCUUCACGCCGUGGGAUCGCUCCUUGCGCAGCUCGCAGCCCAUGUACAUCCCCGGACCCGGUUUCAGCCCCACGCGGCGAUCGUCCAGUAAAAGUGCUAAACAUCAGCUGCCAGGGAUCUUCCCGCGCGCCUCCUCGACGGUGGAUGCCGCCUCGGCCGCCGGGCCGACCAAACCAUCUUCCCCACCACCAACCGCAGUGGCGUCACACGGCCCUGCGCGGCGGUGGUCGGGCGCAGUAUUUCCGCGCAGGCUGCUCAGUGUGAAGGACGUGUCCUCGCCCGUGGUGGCGGCUGCGGUGGACGAGGACGGUCUGUCCCCCUCGCUCACCGAGAACUCGUCGCCUGCCGAGGCGUCCCGGCGGCUGUCGUCGCACGCAAAGGGCUCACUGCGCCUCAUCGCGGGUGCCGACGCCUGUGGCGAAGUGUCGGCGCUGUCGCCGUACACAAGUCUCAACCUGGUCAUGUUUGCUGCGUACGGCACCCUCCGCCUACUCCUCCUUCCGCUGUGGAGGCGGUACCGCUACCGCAAGCAGCUGGCACGGGCGACGGCGACGGUGGCGAAGUUUAUCGUGGCCAAAGUACACGCCCGUCGGCGCCGGCAGGAGCGUCGGGCAGCAAACGCGAUUCUUCGCUUGCUGCGUGCGCCACGCACCCGGCUGCUCAGCGUUGCCCAUGAGCUAGAAAUGCGGGUGGUGUGCAUCCAACGUGCGUAUCGUCUGCACCGCCGGUCCGUACAGGCAGUGGUAGAGUUGAACUACCGCAAAGUGCGCAGGGAUGAGGAAAAGGAGUACUGGGCGAAGGUGGUGGCCCAGCGCGAGGCGGAGUUGGCGGAGCAGCCGCCACCAACCGGCGCCGUCGCCAAGGCGAUCCAGGAGGUGUUAGAGGCGAAACGCGCGAUCCACACGCGCUUUGACGCUUUCAAGCAUGCAUCGACCGUUUCGCCCGCGAGUGCGCCGGCCGCGCCCGUCCCCUCCCGCUAUGAGUUGGACGUGUACAACUACUACAUGAUCGGUCGGCUGCCGGAGACGAUGCUGCGGCUGGAGAUUACCUCCGCUGUGUUUGCGCACACACGUCGGUCGGCCGAGCGCGCCUGCUUGCUGGAUGACCUGUGUGUACCGAGACACAAGAAGCGCACGGAUGCUCGCUGCGUCGCAGAUCGUGUGAGCGCCGCUGCCGCUGCCGCCGCUGCUGCCGUUGCAGCGCCGAAAUCGACGGCCAUGACGAAGAAGGCGAAAUGCGGUGCGAGUCUGCCUCACUUUUUGCCAAAGAGCGUUUACACCUCCAUUCUGAACAAUACCUGCUACACGACCAGCCUUAUGCGCAACGAUGCGAUGCUGCGAGCACACCUAAAGCCUCGUAACUCUUCCUUGGAACCGUACUAA
This is a messenger RNA of Leptomonas pyrrhocoris, 1619 nucleotides long. RefSeq lists its product as hypothetical. The coding region runs from base 279 to 1619 and encodes 446 amino acids. The transcript has a single exon. The record is from RefSeq and is a predicted model, not a curated record. Lineage: Eukaryota; Euglenozoa; Kinetoplastea; Trypanosomatida; Trypanosomatidae.